Pistacia vera is the source of this 1112-nucleotide messenger RNA. RefSeq lists its product as uncharacterized. The coding region runs from base 147 to 665 and encodes 172 amino acids. The transcript has 2 exons. NCBI's taxonomy places the organism in Eukaryota, Viridiplantae, Streptophyta, Magnoliopsida, Sapindales, Anacardiaceae. The record is from RefSeq and is a predicted model, not a curated record.
GUCUCCUUCUUCUACCCUAAAUCCUUAAACCCUAACAGACAUUCACGCAUUUUUCAUUUCAAUUCAUUUCUUAUUCUUCAUUCUUUUAUUUCAAUAACCAACUUUUUUAUUUUUUUUUCAAUUACUCCCUUCCCCGCCCCCAAAUUAUGUUUCUCCCCCUUCUCCUACUCUCCUUUCUCACUCUCUCAAUGGCCACUGCCACUGCUGCCGACGACGAAUCAAUCUACCAGAUCCUCAAGGCCCACGGGCUCCCCAUGGGCCUGCUCCCCAAAGGGAUCAGCCAAUUCAGCUUCGACAAUAGGGGGCGUUUCGAGGUCUUCUUGGAUCAAGCGUGCAAUGCCAAAUUCGAAAGCGAAUUGCACUAUGAUAGGAACGUUUCCGGCACUUUAAGCUACGGUCAGAUCGGGUCGUUGUCGGGUAUUUCCGCCCAGGAGUUGUUCUUGUGGUUCCCCGUUAAGGCGAUUCGGGUCGAUAUCCCGAGUUCGGGUCUUAUUUACUUUGACGUUGGUGUUGUUUUUAAGCAAUUCUCGUUGUCUUUGUUUGAAACGCCCAGAGAUUGUAUGGCUGUACGGUCGGAUAAUGAUGGUUUUGUUCGGGAUGGGAAGCUUAUUGCUCAAGCUCUGUUAAAGCUUGAUCAAGGAACUGUUGCAAGGGAUGUUAUUUAGAUGAUGGUGGAGAGAGUGAUUGACAUUUUGCACCGUAGCUCAAUCAGCUAGCCAUGGGUUCUCCGUUUCCCAUUGUAAAAAAGAAAGCGGUUAGAGGCUGCUUUAGCAGAUUCUAUGCUUCAAUUUUGUGUGGUUGCUUGCAUUUUCUUAUCCAUAGAUCCGAAGUUGCAGACUAGUUAAGCCAGCUCUUGUCUAUGCGAGGAGGCCAGUGAAUUUGAGAGAGAAAAUUGAAAUGAGGCUUAUUCUUUGGAUGAUUAAGAGAGGCAGAACAUAAUUCAGUUGAAGUGAUUUCAGGUGAUAACUCUGCAAGAUAUAAUUUUUUUCUUUUCAAUUUUGUAUGUUGAAUUUAUUGUAUUAUCAAUACAAGGAUGGAUGGUAUAUUGAGUCUCUUUUUCUAGUAUAAGUUUUAGGUCGAACGAGAGACACAAACGUAUAUGAAUUGUGAUA